Molecule: messenger RNA, 1065 nt
Organism: Cryptococcus wingfieldii CBS 7118
Lineage: Eukaryota; Fungi; Basidiomycota; Tremellomycetes; Tremellales; Cryptococcaceae
Exons: 2
Coding region: 1-1065 (354 amino acids)
Source: RefSeq, a predicted model, not a curated record
AUGUCAUUCAUCGACGACAUUGACUGGGACUCUUUUUUGGUGGAGACGGACCUCGGCGAGAAGAUCUCUGCCAACGUCUCCCCCGCCUUCUCCGCUUCCGCUUUGUCUAACUCUACCGAGUCGGACCAGUCGGUCGCGCUCGAGCCCGAGCCUCAGAACUACAACUUUGGCUUUGGUUUCGGCGCCGCCUUCAACACCUCUUCUCCUACCGGCAUGUCUCACCGCCUCGAGAACAUGCUCUCUCCCGAGACCAUCCAGGCUCAGUUGACCAACUUUGGUUUGUUCUCUGGUUUCGACUCUUCUCCCGAAGUCUUCCCCCCUCAGCCCCUCCCCGCUGCCCCUGUCCAGGAGAACACCGACCUCUACGCUGCCAUCACUCACUUGGUCGGCAACGCUCCCAUGGCUGUCGAGCCCGUCAACCUUUCGCUCCCCGCUUCGCCCGUCGCACCCGUUGCCGCCCUCGGUGCCAAGCGAAAGGCCUUUGACGCCAGCGACGAAGGGGCUCCCGCUCCCAAGCGUCGAGGACGACCUCCCGGCACCGGCAAGCCUAAGGCCGCUGUCGCUCCUAAGCGUCGUGUCUCCAAGCCCUCUCCCGCCUCUUCUUCCGUCUCGCCCGCUUCCUCUCUCGAGGCUCUUCCUCUCGACGACUUUGACGACGACAUGUCUCCCGUCCGGCUCACUGCCACCGGCAAGCCAUCCACCGACCGUCCCAAGUCUGUCGUCCCCGCCAAGUUCCUCAAGGACGGUUCCGCCCAGGCUAUCCUGGGUAUGACCAUCCCCGAGAUCAUGUCGUUCCCCACCUACGAGGAGCUCCUCAAAAAGGUCCGACCUGAGCUCGUCGCCGGCGCCACCGAGUUUGGCGAAAAGAUUGCCGACAACCGGGACAAGGCCAAGGAUGCUGCGAAAAAGUCGCGAGAUGAGAGGAGGGCCAAGAUUGAGAGGGCCGAGUUCCUCGAGAGGAGGUGCGAGGAGCUUGAGGGCAAGGUCAGCAACAUGGGGUCUUUCCUCAUGUCGCUUGUCGACCUUAAGGUGCUCAGCAAGGAGCAGAUUAGGGCGUUCAUGUAA